CGUUCCCGAGAGUGCUCGGUAGAAAAUGGCGAGUCUGUGCAAGAGGCAGCAAUGUACGAUCGAGAGGCGAGGCUUUCGGCAGGAUCUUGAUUCGUGGCGGCAUAAACUCAUUCAUUGUGUAGGCAUUGAGAGCAUUCUAGAAGGGUUGUUUGGGUCGAGGUUGGUGGAGGACCUAACGCUAUUUAAAGGCAGUGAGCCCGAAGGCGGUACAGACUGGUCAUUUGACGAGAACUGCACGUUCUGCUGCGUAAGACGAGACAAAGUCAAGGAGCACUUAGUUGGCCUGAGCAACCAGGGGUUGGAGAGUGGGGCUGAACCCCUGCUGGUCAAAGACCAGACCAAGAUCAACAGACUUGAGAAACAAGCAGAGGAAUUUUUUAAUGCAGUCCUCUACAAAAAAGAUGUGCCCAGCUUCUCAGACCCGCACAUUCCAGGAGUGGCUCUGGACAUAAUGCAGAGGAUGAUCCGCCAGUUUGCUGCAGAAUAUACCUCAAAAAGUAGUUCCUCUACCCCGGCCUUCGGCUCCACUCCCAGGCCUGGUCCCCACGCAGACCAAAGCCUGCCUCCUCCUCCCCCCUCGCUGCCCACGGUGCCCCCAGCUGCCAGCCCUGGUGGUACUGCUAUCCCCUCCGUACCCAGCCAGAACCCCGUCCUCUCCAAGCUGCUGAUGGCCGACCAGGACUUGCCUCUCGACCUCACUGUCAAGAAGCCUCUGCCACAGCCUGUAGAACAAGAUGGAGUCCUGGACCUGUCACUCAAAAAGGGACGGGCCAAAAGCAGCACACCAUCGCUCCGCAGCCCACAUCUUUCCCAGACGUCCACUCUUAAAGGGCGUUCCCUGAGUGCUGACGGACAGGCCGGGCUGCCUAUGUGGAGCCUGCAGGAUGGGAGGAGGGAGAAUUUCAGCCACUCUGUCCCUUUAAAGCCCCCCUCGCCUCUCUGUCAUGCCCUGCACAUCAAACAGGAAGUGAACCUAUUUUCCAGCCCAGAGUUGUCUCCCAACCAGAACCAGAUGUCCAGAACCUUCGACCACCUCUCUCUCCUUUCCAGGUACGGCUCUCCGUCCUGGGCCUCCAAGACCCACUUCGGAGCCCUCCUGAAGCUCCGGGCCAACAGCAGAGCUGGAGACCACCUCAAAGAUCUACCCAGCUUGCUGGAGGCUGCAGGGCUCUUCACCAAGUCGCCCUCCUGUGGGAAGGCAAUCAUCCAGGAGGCCCCCAGAGACCCGGGCCUCUCUCUUUACCAUUCCCCGACCGUUGACCUCAAAAUCCCCCAGGUGAGAGGCCUUGGAGGCCUGGGGAUGGACUUCUGCUUGGGCUCCCUGAGCUCUGAUCCCUACAGGCUCCCCAGCCACCACUGUGAGAACAGCCUGGGGAAGAGGCAGAGGUCCAUCCUGCCCAAACACAGCCGCCUGGGAAGCAGUGGAGGAGAGAGGGAGUACUGGGCUUCAUCCGAUGCCGAGCGCCCUGCCUCUGGGGGGCAGUAUCCUACCUUUGACCCCGAGGCAGACCUCAGCAACAUGCAUCUGAGGAAAAAGAGGGGACGAUACCGUCAGUACAACGCAGAGCUGCUAGAGGAAGCUAUCGGAGUGGUGAUGGAGGGGAAGAUGAGCGUGUCCAAGGCUCAGACCGUCUACGGGAUCCCUCACAGCACGCUGGAGUAUAAAGUCAAGGAGCGCCUUGGCACCCUGAAACAUCCACCCAAGAAGAAGCUGAAGUUGAUGAGCCAUAUGGAUGAACCGGAGGCCCCAGAGAGCCAAGAAGUUCUGUAUGCGACCAUGGACUUUCAGUCUGUGUCAGCAUCCGGAGAGAACGGCAGGCAGCUGCUCAGUACACGCCUCUCCCCAGACGAAUAUGAAUGUCUGGAGCUGACGACAGAAAAGGCCCGGGACCUGCAGUCCACCUCCACGCUGGAGGAGUUCAUGACCAAGCUCUGUCUGCACCACCAGAGGCAGAUUGUCGACGCUCUGGGCUUCCUACAGACAGAGGUUAAGGCUAUAUCCUCCUCCAGUACUUCGCUAGCUUCUGCCUCCAAACCCUCUUGCUCAGUGGAGCACGGAGCCCUCCAGGGUCCUAGCCCUGCACCUUGCCUGCAGACCCCAGAGAGGGUGAGGACUGGUCACAAACUUCCCCUGGCUUCCACUCCAAAAGGAUCGACGGAGGGGCAAGAAAGGUUGGUAGCCCCAGAGCAGACUGCUGUGUUAAGAAAUGUUUCUGGGGCCGCUGGACCGGUCUUGGAUCUCCGUAAACCUGGCCCAGGGGAGUCUAAGACUUUGGCAACACUGUUCAGGAGCGCAGAUAACAGUGUGAGUAAACGUCUUAGUGACCAUGCUCCGCUAAAGAUCAAAAUCAUGAAGUCCAGCAGCCUGGCUGAUGGUAAAAAGCUAUCCUGUGUGCUCACCACCUCUCUUCCUGCUGGCGCCGGUACUUUGGAAGAAACGCAGGGCAUUUCUGACUCCUCAACCAGAGCAGAUACUUACAGUGCUGGACAAGGCUCCUCUGUGAAAAGGCACGAUCAUGCUGAUCGCUCAACAAGACAAAGAGGCUCCAUUGAACAUACCAAAGACACGCUGGUCAAACAAAGUCCACCUGAAAAGACCCCCAACAACAUACCCCCAGUUUCCCCCGGGACAGCAAGGAAGACCAUAAAGGGUUCUUCCUACCAUCGGCCUAGGGCCACUUCCUCAGUGUGUCGGUUUGUAACCGACCCUGAUCUCGGCCACUGCGACAUCGUCUACAUCGACAAACCAAUCACAGAGUGUUUCCGGGAACGGCAGCACCGUCUGCUCCCUCGACGCAACGCCAGGAAAAGCACCCGAGGUCACAUGUAUGUGGAAGAAAUGUGGGAGCUGAAGACUGUCCGUACAUUAGCUAAGACGUCUGCCCGCAAUGAUAGUGGCAACUGUCCCGCUCCAAUGCCAGAGCCCAUCACUCUGGUCACACCUAAACAGGUGCUUGGCAAGCCUGAGGGACUACCUCUUGUGGAUAUGCCUUUUGUUGAAGGUUUUGUGGAGACGGUCAGUCAGAAAACUCCUUCUGAGCUUCCAGCUGAAAGUGAGGUGUCGGGGGAUGUGGAGGCUGCAGCAGCAUCAGCCAGUGAGAUGGCACUGAUUGUUGAGACUAGUCAGACAGACCAGAGUCAGUGCAAAGAGCAGACUGCCCCUCCACCUCCUUCACAGAGUCCCCCAGUGGAUAACGAGCAGAGUACAGGGAAGAACUCGGAGCAGCCAAGGCGGAGCGUAGCACCAGAGGAUAAUCUAGCUCAGACUGUGGUCGAGACACCAGAUCAGGAUUUAAACAGUAUACACAAUUACAUCGUUUUAAGUGAAAACCCAGAGCAGGUGGUGAUGGGGAAAGAUGUAAACUUAUUACAGGACAAGACAUCAGAAGAAGCUGAGCUUGGCCAGGAUAUGCUGCAGAGUGUGCCAGAGGGCCAGAAAGUUGUCUCUGAAACCCAACAGGAAUCUGCAUCACUGACCCCUUCCCUGGAGAGCAAUGAAGACAAGGAGGUAGUGAGUGCAAUUGACAAAGAGGUAGUGGGUGCAGGUGCAGUUGACAAAGAGGUAGUGGGUGCAGGUGCAGUUGACAAAGAGGUAGUGGGUGCAGGUGAAGUUGUCAAAGAGGUAGUGGGUGCAGGUGCAGUUGACAAAGAGGUAGUGGGUGCAGGUGCAGUUGACAAAGAGGUAGUGGGUGCAGGUGCAGUUGACAAAGAGCAGGCCAUGCCUCUGGAACCUCAAAUUUCAAUUGACCAGAAACUGUCUGAGGGCUCUGGAGGAGAAGGAAAUGCUGGCAUGGAGGUUCCCGCGGAGAGUGAAAGGAUAGACGUGCAGGAAACGGGCGAGGUUGAACCAGACUUGGCUCCAGGCGAUGGCGACAAUGUGCCUGAAGAGGAAAAGACACAUGUUGAUUCGUCCUCUAAAAUGGUCAGUAAGGCAAUUGAGAGAGAAUUGCCUCUCAGGCGUUCUGAAAAACAGGGUAUUCCAGCACGAGUGAUUCCUUCAAGGGUGAAGGAAGCUGCAGUGAUUGAUACAGAGAGUAUGAUUAUAUGUGGAUAUGUGAAUGGUAGACCUAUUGGACAUUCUGACAGAUGUUUGCGUGAACGGCCAGCCAGAACCACCCCAGAGUCUACUCCAACUAAGACUAAACGCCCCACUAAGGCGUCUCUGAAACAGACUGAGAACCCUUCUGAGAACACGGCUGAGAUUCCACAAGUCUCACCUGAGACUCCUCUCACCCCGAUCCCUGCUGGGGAAAGCGUCAAAAGCCCUUCGUCGAAGCGCCUCACCAAGGCCUCCCUGAAACAAUCUGAGAAAUAUUCUGAGAACAUGCCAGAGGUUCCUCAAGUCUCACUCUCUUCAGCUGAAGUGAUCAAAAGCCCUGUGUCCAUACGGCCCAAAAGAACCCCUAAAGCUAAAAUCACUCAGAACCUGCCUGACACACAGACCCCUGCUGAAACAAGCCAGAACAUGUCUGACACAAGGACCCCUAUUGCCCCUAUAACAGCAAGCCAGAGCAUUCCUGACACUCCUCAAGUCCUAGACACACCAAUCAACUCCUCCAGGAGACCUGAGUCCAGACAACCCCUCAGAUCUGCCAGACUGCAACAGGCAGCAGCUGUUGCCUCCCCUCUCGUCCCUGACGCCUCAUCUCUCAUCCCUGACGCCUCACCUCUCAUCCCUGACGCCUCAUCUCUCAUCCCUGACGCCUCAUCUCUCGUCCCUGACGCCUCCCCUCUCGUCCCUGACGCCUCCCCUCUCGUCCCUGACGCCUCCCCUCUCGUCCCUGACGCCUCCCCUCUCGUCCCUGACGCCUCCCCUCUCGUCCCUGACGCCUCCCCUCUCGUCCCUGACGCCUCCCCUCUCGUCCCUGACGCCUCCCCUCUCGUCCCUGUCCCCUCCCCUCUCGCCCCUGACGCCUCCCCUCUCGUCCCUGACGCCUCCCCUCUCGUCCCUCCUGUCCCUGUCGCCUCCCCCUCGUCCCUGUCGCCCCCUCUCGUCCCUUUCGCCUCCCCUCUCGCCCCUGUCGCCUCCCCUCUAGUCCCUGUCGCCCCCCCUCUCGUCCCUGUUGCCGUCCCUGACGCCUCCCCUCUCGUCCCUGUCGCCUCCCCUUCUGUUGAAGGGGCUGUUACUUUUAUUGUUGCCCCAGAACCGUCUACCUCCCUCCCACUCCCCUCCACUGAGCUCAACCCUUCCCUCCCCAUUGCCUAUCCUCUUCUUCCUAUUGUCUCCCAUCUCUUCCCUUCAUCUCAUCAAAACAGUGCAGUCACCCAGAGCUCUGCAGAGCUGAAAGUUCAAAAAGCUCAGCCAGCUCCAAAUGCCAAACCCAGCGAGACAGAGAAAACAGCAGAGGAAACUAGGGUGCAAACUAGACCGAAGCUCAGGUCGUCAAUGAUGGUAGCAAAGGAAGUUGAAAUUGUUGAGAGUCAGCAAGUUAGCAGUGAGGAUUCUGCUCUCACAGAGGGUACAACCAUUAAAAAGAGUGAGGCCCACACACAAAGUAGUCCACUAAGAAGCAAAAGAACUCUCAAAAAGGAUGGAGAAUCAAGAAAAUUGACUUUGCUGAAAAACUCAGAGGAACCUACUUUGCAAAAGAAGACAGAGGCACCAACUUUAAUGGAUAACAAAACUUCAUCUGAAUGUUCCAGUAGGUCUUCCGUCAGCAGUGCUUCAGACAAACCUGGGCGAAUGCCAUUGAGGAGUGAGAGUAGUAAAACGGACGUGGCCAGCCAGUCCAUUACCCUGGCAACCCCACCGACCCCAGUGGAGAACAGAAAGUCAGCUUUGAGGGCCCAGAGGUCGCCCACACCCUCGACCAGUGCUCCAAUCACAGCUGAGAAAUGGAGUGAAGUGGCAUCUCCCAUUAGGCUGAAAUCCCCAGUGAGACUCCCAUCACCAAUCAGGUUCAAAUCAGAGAGGAUCAUCAAGUCUCCAUUGAGGGAAUCACCUUUGCUGGACAGUUCCCCUCUGCCCUCCAGCUCAGUCACUCCUCUCCUCCUGCCCAAGCUGGAGCUUCCAGUACAGACUCGACACAAGUUCCUGGAGUUACUGGAUGUAGUGGAAAACCAACAGAAAAUCUCCUCUUUGAACACCAGGUUCGAUAAGAUGCAAAGAGGCUGGGUCCAGAUGGACAAAGAGGGACAUCCAACGCCAAGACACAAAAAUAAGGCAGACAGACAGGCAGCGAUAUGGAAGAGUAAGCGCAGGGUUCGCAAGCCCAAGUCUUCGGAUCAUCAGAGGUACUCGCUAGUUCAAAUGCUUUUCAAGAACGAUUUGGACCUAGCCAGCAUUUGCCACUGGUACAUGGAGUCAACAGAAACCCAAUCGCUGGUCAUCGUAAAGAAGGUGAACACGCGUCUUCCCUCUGAGACCCAGCUGCUCUUCCCCGGUAUGUCCCAAAGGCCAUCUCAAGGGGUCUUCCCUAGCCUUCAAGCUGAGCGCUUGAAGAAACACUUGAAGAAGUUUGCCAUGGCUUCCCCUGUGAAGAGCAACCCCAAGAGUCAGAAGCUGAUUGCUAAAGCCCUGGAGCAGGAGGUCAGUACAAGUAUGCCCAAAGGGAAGGAAAAGAGAGAGCUGACUACAGCUACCCGGAUCUCCACCAAAGCCUAUGUUUCCUCUGCAGAGGCACAGGUACAACCAGCCGAUGGCCAGAAGGCCUCAGUGAAGGCCAAGAACCCAGCCAGCGCCCGGAUCCUAAGGAAGUACUCCAAUAUAAGGGAGAAGAUGCAAGGUCAACAGAGCUCCAAGAAUCCGAAAGGGGCCCCAAGAAAAGAGCUUGAAGUUUCCAAAGUCAAACCCUCUAAACCCCCAAAGAAAAAAUUGGCAAAACCGUCAAAAUUGAAACCGGCCAUUUCCCAGAGGCAGAAAUCAUCCGUUUCUGGUGAUAAAUGUGUAAAGGAGACAAGUGUAGUAAAAACAGAGCGAGCACAGCCAUCUCCUAGUAGAAAGCCUCCAGUAAAAGCUGCUGUCCUGGAGAGAUCAGUCAAGAUCAGCAGAAGCAGUAGAACCUUAAGAGAUCUCAGUAGGAAAGAGAGUGCAUCACCACAGAGGUCUCCCCAAAGAGUAAUGACUCCAAAAGCACAGAAAAACACCCCUUCUCCUGCCACCGUCCUGAAGACAGGCUUUAACAAGCAGCAGGUUGGAGCAGAGAAGGCAGUGGUGGAUAAGACUAUGGCAACAAAAGGUCAAACAAAGAGACCCUCUCAGAGUAGAGUCUUUGAGACUAAAGUCACUGAAAGUAAAGGUACUGAGCGCAAUGGCGCUGAAAGUGCUGCAGAGACUCCUCAACAGAACAUGGACGUCAAAGCACCAGGUUCUCCUGACCAGGUUCUCACUAGGUCACAGAGGAAGAUGGAGGCCACUCCACCCCCCUCCGUCCCUCAGAGUGCAAGCCCUAAGCCUGCCACUAAGAAAGCAAAUGAACAUGCUCAGAGUGGAACUCCUAAGGGUGCCACAAAGAGAGCUCUGGAGCCUACACAUACUGUUAGUACAAGCCCUAAGCCUGCCAUAAAGAGAGCCAGUGAACCUGCUCAGAGCGGAACUCCUAAAGGUGCCACAAAGAGAAGCCAGGAGAGCCCACAGACUCCAGCCAAGCGCACCAGGACAUCCCUACAGAAAUAAAGCUUGUGUGCAGACAUGGACUGUAACAGCCAAUCUGAUGACAUUUAGUUGUUUUGUUUUUUUCUGGAAUAUAAUAGAAAGGACUGGUAGUAUCUAUUUUUGUGUGUACUUCCCAAGCGGUGUUGGUAAAUGAUCGUUUGGAAGGAGAUCGACAUGCUGAAGAAAGAGGAAAAAUAGUGCUUUUGUCUUGUUUAGUGUUGUCUAACUGGCCUGGAGAUGUAUCUUAUUAUAAGGGUAUAUCUGCAUUGUAAACAUGUAAGCCAUUUUAUUUUGGGGUUUGAUGCAGAGCUGAUUAGUUAUUCAGACUACAGCAUGCCAGGUCCUCCACCUUUGUUUGUCCAAGUUUUUUAUAUCAUAGUGUCUAUUCCACGGUUUGAAAAAUAGGGAGGUUUACUGGCAUGACAACAUCAGCACCAUGUUGCUACGAAAUAAAUGAUGAUGUUCUCUGACUGUAGCACAGCUCAGGUUUCACUGAACAUUCUCUUGGAACUAUAGCCUAUAUUCAUCAAUGUCUCCCGCCCAUCUCGCAAUCAAGGAGUUUGUGACUUUGUGAUCAGGUGCCUUAUUUAUC
Molecule: messenger RNA, 8186 nt
Organism: Oncorhynchus gorbuscha (pink salmon)
Lineage: Eukaryota; Metazoa; Chordata; Actinopteri; Salmoniformes; Salmonidae
Product: mediator of DNA damage checkpoint protein 1-like
Exons: 10
Coding region: 26-7615 (2529 amino acids)
Molecular function (GO): DNA binding
Source: RefSeq, a predicted model, not a curated record